AUGGCUUCUCCAACUCAGACUCAGAGCUCUGCACCAGCCACUCAGCCUCUCACCCCACCGGCUGAAUCCUCCGCCGCGAACGGCACCUCAGCCCCCGGCGCCGCGCCCACCACCACCUCCCAAGCAUCGGCUGCCGCGCCAGCGACCGCACCAACCACCUCGGCCACGCAGCCUCCACAAAUCCCGGGAACGUCACUUCAAGAUAGCGGGAAGUCGCGACGGCCACGCGAUGUGCGACUUGUGCAUAUGUUGCUCGCCUCGCUCGGGGUGACAGCCUACCAGGAUCGCGUCCCGCUGCAACUCCUCGAUUUCGCGUACCGCUAUACCUCGAACGUGCUGCAGGAUGCAGUGCACCUCGCCACAGAAGGAUAUGCCGGCGCAGUAGGCGAUACUGGUGGUGCGGGAUCUAGCGGGAAGAACAACUCGUCUGGGGAGGUCAACAGCGUGUCGUUGCCCGCGCUACGGCUCAGCAUUGCGUCGCGGCUGCAUUAUCAAUUCCAGACGGGCUUGCCGAAAGAGUUUCUCAUGGAUGUUGCGUCGGAGAGGAAUCGCAUUGCGCUGCCUGGUGUGUCGAGAGGCCUUGAUCCCGCGGCCAACGCCCCUGCCGCGAACGCUGCGAACCAGAGUAUCAUGAUGGCGGGCAUGCGCUUACCGCCGGAACGAUUCUGUCUUACGGGCACUGGAUGGAAUAUGAAGGAUGAAUGGGACAGCGAGGGUGAAGAGGAAGAGGAGAUGCCUGAUGCGCCAGAACAGGGCAAGGGACCUGGGCCAGGGGCUGAUGGUGAAGAGGGUGAAGAUGACGACGAGGGCGAUGGCAAGAUGGAGGAUAUUUUUGGGGAGGACACUGCCAUGGGCGAUGCUGGCGAAGGAGACGAGGACCAGAAGAUGAACGACGCUUAG
Penicillium macrosclerotiorum is the source of this 900-nucleotide messenger RNA. RefSeq names its product putative transcription initiation factor TFIID, 31kD subunit. The coding region runs from base 1 to 900 and encodes 299 amino acids. Gene Ontology annotation, biological process: RNA polymerase II preinitiation complex assembly; DNA-templated transcription initiation. The transcript has a single exon. The record is from RefSeq and is a predicted model, not a curated record. Gene Ontology annotation, cellular component: transcription factor TFIID complex; SAGA complex. Gene Ontology annotation, molecular function: transcription coactivator activity; protein heterodimerization activity; RNA polymerase II general transcription initiation factor activity. Lineage: Eukaryota; Fungi; Ascomycota; Eurotiomycetes; Eurotiales; Aspergillaceae.